AACAAGUGCAGUAAAAUUUAAAUGUAUGAUUUUGCUACCAGAUUUCAAUAUCUUUUCAGUAAAAAAUUCACCAAAAACUAUUUCAACAUAGAAAAUCAAAUUGUUGCCAAACUUUUGGAGGGGUGUACAUUGUAUGUAUGACAAAUACAAAAAAUGCUUUUUUGUGAGGUACACCGAAGAAGGGGAAGAUUUGUGGAUACAUAGAAAAUCGAACCCCUGGUCACCAUUUGCUGGCUACGCCACUGAAAAGGGAGUUACACUGAGUUGCACUCAGUUGGUACAUAUUAAACACUAUAAUAUGUCAGAAAACUCAGCCGAAAUCAAAGCAUGGAUUGUUUUGGCAGCAUGUUCUGUAUUAGUGAUAUUACGUAUCCAAAUGGAAUUAAGUUUUGGAGUAAUCACUGUUGAGAUUGAGAGUGAAGGCAGGAACCAAACUACUCUGGCAAAACAAAGUA
Molecule: messenger RNA, 455 nt
Organism: Owenia fusiformis
Lineage: Eukaryota; Metazoa; Annelida; Polychaeta; Sabellida; Oweniidae
Source: the annotation of a GenBank genome assembly